Messenger RNA from Entrophospora sp. SA101, 300 nucleotides. The record is from the annotation of a GenBank genome assembly. NCBI's taxonomy places the organism in Eukaryota, Fungi, Glomeromycota, Glomeromycetes, Entrophosporales, Entrophosporaceae.
AUGCUGUCAUACAGGUUGUGGUGGAGCAAAAGCUGUUUUGAACCAAGCCUUGAACCUAAUCUAGAAAAAUGGUUGGAAGGAAUACGUGAAUUGAAAGCAAUAAACUCUGAUUUCUCUCACACCAAUCCAUAUUUUGAUACUUCUGCAGCUCAAGACAAAUUGGUCAAAGCUAAUGUUGUGAAGCAAGUGGAAAAAAUUAGUGAAAAUUAUCUUGUUAAAUCUGCUAAACAAAAAAUACAAAUUCAUGGAUUUGUUUUUGAUUUAAAAGAUGGUUCAUUAUUAAAGUUCACCAAAUCAUAA